Molecule: messenger RNA, 3120 nt
Organism: Aspergillus tanneri
Lineage: Eukaryota; Fungi; Ascomycota; Eurotiomycetes; Eurotiales; Aspergillaceae
Gene: phoC
Product: putative cyclin dependent kinase inhibitor Pho81
Exons: 10
Coding region: 1-3120 (1039 amino acids)
Biological process (GO): glycerophospholipid catabolic process
Molecular function (GO): glycerophosphocholine phosphodiesterase activity; protein binding
Source: RefSeq, a predicted model, not a curated record
AUGGUCCAUAGUUCUGUCGUCUCACGUUUUUUGUCAUACUCAGUCGCUGAUUGUGGUGCCCAUAGGAAGUUCGGCAAGCAAAUCCAGCGUAGACAACUCGAUCUCCCCGAAUAUGCCGCGAGUUUUGUAAACUACAAGGCUUUGAAGAAGCUUAUCAAACAAUUAAGUGCAACACCAACAAUUCCAGCGCAGACCAGUGUUGGUGUAGACGAAGAUGUGCCGGAAACACAAGUUGCGCUUCGCGCAAAUAAGGAGGUGUUUUUCUUCAGACUUGAACGCGAAAUAGAGAAAGUGAACACAUUUUACCUACAGAAAGAAGCGGAGUUUUCGUUACGAUUGAAAACGUUGAUCGAUAAGAAGAGAGUCAUCCAGUCGCGGGCAGUGACUAGUUCCAAAGCACCGGCAAACUUCGUUACUCUGUUUGAAGGGUUCCAGCAAUUCGACGGUGACCUGAAUAAGUUACAACAAUUCGUCGAGAUCAAUGAGACUGCUAUGUCUAAAAUCCUUAAGAAGUGGGAUAAAACCUCAAAGGUCCGAAGCCUCCACAACCCUACGCGUGAUAGACUUUUUACUGUCAGUCAUGAAGCUGUCGAGGUACAGCCGUGUUUCAAUCGUGACGUUUUGCGUGACCUGUCAGACCGAGCCACAACGGCACGCCUAGAGCUUGAAGCAUGGGCGGAGGGUGAAAAUAUUCAUUUUGAUACUGCUCGACCGGCAGACCGGCCCAUGGCUGUUCAGAGCUUUGGGCCCGAUGAGGAAGAUCUUGAUCUUCAAAUACUGCAAUCUGCAACUGCGGGAAACCUCCAAACUCUUCGUGAGUGGACUGAAAAGUUACACGUAUCUCCCGAUGCUAGGGAUCGUGCCACGCGUACUUUUCUUGCUGCCAUUAAUGAGUUUUCAGACGAUGUACUUGCAGUUCUUGUUGAUAGCGGCUUAGUUGACAUGUAUGCAGAAGACGACAUCAAUGAGCGCAAUUGCCUACACGAGGCGGCUAUCUCAGGCCGAAACUUUGUUUUCAGCGCUGGCCUUGCAGCAGGUGUGGACGUCUCUAGAUCUGAUGUCUACGGCAGAAUUCCUUUACAUUAUGCUUGUAUUCAUGGUCGUGUGAAGAUGGUGCAAGAGCUCCUAACAGCCGGCCCUCAUACUGUUGACAUGAUGGAUCACGAUAAUUUCACUCCGCUGGUCCACAGCAUUGUGAAAGACCAGUUAGCAUGCGCUGAGCAACUUUUGUACAACAAUGCUCGCAUCGACCCAGCGUCAGAAUCAGACCACAUUCCACUGAAUUUAGCAUGUCAACAUGGAUCGCUUGCAAUAGUAAAAAUGCUUCUUGAGAGAAACGCCCAAUUACUGCCAGACGCAGAGGGCCUUUAUCCUCAACAUAUGGUGGCACGUGCUUCACAAUCCCCCCAGUUACUUCUAACACUGAAGCAACAUGGAGCCGAUCUCAACCAACGUGACAAGUUGUACCAGUGGACUCCACUCUUCCACGCCGCUAGUGAAGGCUGUGUUGGCUGUCUACGCACUCUUCUAGAGCUUGGUGUUGAUGCUGAUGUGAUCGACGAGAAAGGUCUUGCCGCCAUGUACUACGCUGCUUGGGAAGGGAAUUUGGAGUGUUCUAACUUUGACUCUCACAUGAACGACUCGGCUGUGCUGGAUACCUUCGAGACAGCUGAUGGGAUUCCUGAUCUAUCCUUGCCACCGCCCAUUAUACCAUUAAGGCGCUAUGGCCACAAUUUCUUGGACAAGAAAGUUUUCAUCCAGGUUUUUUUUGACCCAGGUAACUCGGGCUCGGUUUCAUUUGACCAAGCAGGUCGCCACCCUGCUGCUCGAUUAACUAUUUCCUCCAAACUUUCGGACUUAAUCCCACGCACCAUGAUGCUCCCAAUCCAGGAAGAUUCGCGCCUAAUAUCAUUUCAGGUGGACAAUUUGGAGACAUUUUCUGUUGAUUUCGAGAUCUUCCCUACGUUUGGUUCGAAAGUCAUUGCAAAGACUGUUGCUCUGCCGGCCGUCUUCAAAGCCGAAGAUUCUAGCACUGGGUCGUGCUGUUUACCGCUCUUCGAUCCGAGGCUGCGGUCAAUCGGCCAGCUACGUUUUGGAUUUCAGGUUAUCAAACCGUACCAUGGCGAUCCUUUGGAGAUUACCCACUUUGCCACGUACUGGAAGGCGACAAGUGCUAGUGACUCGGAACACAAUGGCCUAGUAACAGGGUCGAGCUUAUCGGGAGACCAUAUACAGCUUUUUGUACAACUCACCAGAGACAAGAUCCCCAUACUUCAUCCUAGGUUUACAAUAGAGUACCAUGGGAUUGAAGUCCCUGUCUGCCAUCUUACCUACACUCAGUUCCAAGCCAUUGGCCUUGAGACUGGCAUCGAUCGGCUCGAAGUACUGCAAUUUUUACAAUCUCAUGCUGCUUAUGAUUUGGCACGAACCCAUAGGCUGCUGGCGGGCUCGUUCCUUUCUCUAAAGGAGGUUUUCCGGAACCUCCCCAUCGGAGUUAACGUCAAUCUUUCUAUCCUCUACCCUUCUACUGCUGACGCGGAGGUAUUGAAUAUGACAUCCCUGCCAGACGUUAACACCUUCGCAGAUGCCAUUCUUACAGAAGUUUUCGAUCAUGCCCGCGUUGCUCGCGAGCAGAACCCAGACUUCAUGCGUUCCGUGGUGCUAACCUCCUAUAAUCCGAAUGUCUGCAUUGCUUUGAACUGGAAACAACCAAACUACCCUGUACUCCUUUGCAACGACCUCGGCCAAAUUCGGGACCUAGCUCGCGACGUCGGUUCAUUGCCAGACAUUAAUAGCAGUGGCCGUGCAUCGAUGUCCAUUAAAGAGUCAGCACGGAUAGCGCAGGGCAACAAUUUCAUGGGUCUGAUAUGCCGGUCUAGUCUGCUGGUGCGUGCAUUCAUUCUCCCUACUCCCGUUCGUAUUACAUUGUACUAUAUGAACAAUAGACUUAACGUUGUGCCAGCGCUUGUAGAGACAAUCAAGGAGCUUGGCCUUGUACUAGUAGCAGACACUUCUGACGAAGUUGAACCACCGACGCAAAAGGAGCUUUCAACAAACGCAAAUACUAUGGGUGUCGCUGACUGGGCAUAUCGGAUGCCUGAUGGCGUGAACGUGUUAUGA